AUGGCGAAACGCAAGGCACCUGAAGAACUCUCCACUAAUUUGAAUACUAUCAAAGCUCGCAACCGCGUCUCCAACCUUACUGAAGAUGAGAAGGCUGUUCAUUUAGCACUCAAGGCUGACCAUGGCGAUCUGAGCUACUACUUAAAGAAGUUAUACAAGUCUGCAAAGUAUAUCGCUGCCUCUGCUGAAGACAAGACACGUCUACAGAAUGAAUUGAAGGUUGAGCGUAUUCGUGUUCGGACUGAAAAGGGCACCCAUGCAUCUUGCAUUGCGAAUCAGAAAGUCAAGAAUACUAGCGCCCCUUCUUCUUCUCCACAAGCCCCACCAUCUACUCCGCCACAACUUCUGUCUGAGCUUGCUGCAUUUGAGGGUAUCACCAGUAUCCCAAUCGAUGACGAUCAUAACAGCGAAUGGGAGGAUACUGAGGUUGAAGACGAUUUAGAGUUGGAGCUUAUGUUACGGCGCGACGAUAUUUUAAAUGACGAGGCUGUUCUACCAGAUGAGCUUUCUGAUGAAGAGAUCGCUAGCAUCCAGGCUCUCUUAACUCAAGCACGCAUUGAUGCCCAUGAAGAGUCCAAUUUCCGCAAGUGGCAACAUUUCUGGGAUAGCUGUAUCCGCUCAUAUACGAGAAAGGCUGGAAAGCUGAGAAAGAAGCCUGAGCAUCUCUUUGAAUAUAUGCCAUGGAUUGAUGUAGAAGAAGGCACUUUUUCACAACCUUGGAAGUUUGGAAAGUGGGCCCAAUUACCAGGACCUGCGCAGUGGUACCCAAAGUCUUACAAUCUUGUCGACAACGGAUGGUUACAAGUCUCCACUCAUAGUUCUAGCUUCAAAGAGGCGUUCUUACUUGUCUACUCUAAGAAAUUUGAUAAGGAAAAGUGGGCUAAGGUAUCAGCUGCACAGGAUAUGUUGUUUCUGGAGUUAGAGUAG
Messenger RNA from Pseudogymnoascus destructans, 927 nucleotides. RefSeq lists its product as uncharacterized. The coding region runs from base 1 to 927 and encodes 308 amino acids. The record is from RefSeq and is a predicted model, not a curated record. The transcript has 5 exons. NCBI's taxonomy places the organism in Eukaryota, Fungi, Ascomycota, Leotiomycetes, Thelebolales, Thelebolaceae.